CCUGUUUAAUGCUUUCACAAAAAAAAACAAAAAAAACCGCAUAUUUAUCUGGUUUUCAUCUUUUUCAGACACGAAUGGGUGACCAAUCUUAUCUUCCUGUCCCGCCCGGGGUGGGAAUGGACGAGAAUUUCUUGUCUCUCGACGAUAUUUUGCUGUCUCAUGAGAGACUUCCCGUCCGGACCGAGUGCACUUUUCCUCGGCUUGGAUUCUUGGAAAAGUCCGCUGACUCUCAAGACAUCCCGGAGGGUACAAAGAUGGAGCUUCCUUUGUGGCUGGCCAAGAGUCUGUAUGAGAGGAAGAGGAGGGUGCUGGCCGUUGAUCUUCCCAAGGUGUACAGAGAGGGUUGGAGGACCGUGUUCAGCGCUGACCCGAAUGUAGUGGACCUGCAAAAGAUGGGGCCGUACUACUACGGCCUGGGCUCCCAGAUGCUGCAUUUUGACAACCCAGAAAACCCGGAGAUUGCACAAACGUUGCUUCAGACAUUCAUCGGCCGAUUCCGGCAAGCUAUGGACUCUUCCCAAAAUUCCUACAACGAGGACACGUCGGCACUGGUGGAUCGACUGGACUGCCUGGAGAGGGCGCUGUUCAGGUCUGGGCAGAGUGGCCUGAAUGACUUCCAGAGGUGGGAGAAGGGUCAGGCGUCACACCUCACUGCCUCUAGUCUGGUUCUCAACUAUCGCAAGAGGAAGAUAGCGGACGUGCAGCCCUGACCUCCGCCGCUGGAUGUAAGAUACUUUUUCUGACCUCGGUCACCACUUCAGAGCAGAGCGGCAAAAGAUACGUACUGCUAGAUUAAUAUUUCAUUGAGCAGUCCAUCAUAUCCACAUCCAAGCAAACCACUCUGCUGUGGAGAGUGUGUAAUAUUUAUUUUGGUUACAGCGUAGGACUUUAAAGUAAAGCCUAAAGGUUUAAGCACAUAUUUAGUUUAUCACAAUAUAUUUCAUGAUCA
This is a messenger RNA of Thalassophryne amazonica, 949 nucleotides long. It is a transcript of the gene gins3, whose product is annotated as GINS complex subunit 3. Gene Ontology annotation, cellular component: GINS complex. The record is from RefSeq and is a predicted model, not a curated record. The coding region runs from base 9 to 710 and encodes 233 amino acids. Lineage: Eukaryota; Metazoa; Chordata; Actinopteri; Batrachoidiformes; Batrachoididae. The transcript has 3 exons. Gene Ontology annotation, biological process: mitotic DNA replication initiation.